Molecule: messenger RNA, 1624 nt
Organism: Porites lobata
Lineage: Eukaryota; Metazoa; Cnidaria; Anthozoa; Scleractinia; Poritidae
Source: the annotation of a GenBank genome assembly
AUGAACGUGUAUGAUGCUGGUGUGUCACUUGCUGGAUUUUCGUGUUUUGUGACAACAGACUUAGCUAGAGAUUUGGCUAAUGAUGUCAUGUGCUUGGUGAGUUUUCUUGGCUAGUUCAACAUACAUACAUACAUACAUACAUACACUUUAUUGAUGCUCCCUAAGGGGGCUUUUCAGCUCAAUAGAAUAAAAAAUACAAAUUUAUAUAAAUUAAUUAAGAAUGUAAGUACAAUAAUAUUAUAAUUACAAAAAUAUAUCAACUUAAUAAAACAUUUGCAAGAUGACGCCUAAAAUUCCUGGGGCAUUUUAAGGACUUAAUAUUAUCAUUCAAGGAGUUCCAGAGUUUGGCUCCUCUGAAAGCAAAGGAGCGCUGCCCUGUUGACAGGUGACAUUUAGGUAUAUCCAAAGCACCAGAUGAUCAAGUUUGUCUAUUAUGGACUUGAGGAUGUGAUUUAAACAUAUCAGCAAGAUAGUCUGGAACAAGCUUGUUAAUACAUUUGUGCAUCAUAGUAGCGUCAUUUAGAAUGAGUUUCUCUCUAAUAGGAAGCCAUUUCAACGAUCGCAACCCAUCCGAAAUAUGGUGAAGGAUAGGAACAUAAAGGAUAGGAUAGCCAGUUGACUUUCCAAAGUGUAGCAAAUGAGUUGUCACAGCUGUGUUUUAGUAGCAGCUGGUGGUACCUAGUUACUUCUGUAGUUUGCUUUUCAAAAACAUGCAAACUCUCUUGCUGCCAUCAAUCAUCCUAAUGGACCUCUUAGAAAACAGAAGUUUACUUCAACGGGUUCAGAGGUUCUUGGUUUGUGAUUCGUGAUUGAUGAAUUUUGAUCUGUUUUGUUAGUUUCUGUGUUUUAAGGUUCGCUGCUUGUGAUCAUAGUUAUGAUUGAAGGCAGUGAAAAACACAAUCAUGAAGUUGGCUUUUAAACUUCAAAGUUUGUAUGUUAUUCAAAAGUGCAAAGCCAUAAGGUGACUAGAAACUUCAGUUUUAAAUGCGUUUAAAUGUAAUUUAACUAAAUUAGCAACAAAGCGUGAGUAGUUGAGUGGUUGAUGCCUUUGGAUAAUUUUUGCAUGGGUCUUUCAGUCUUGUAAUGCCCAUCAGCUUUGUGUUGCUGGUGUUUGGCUGGCUUUCUUUCCAACCCAUUUAUAUUGGUUUCCUAAAUAAGAGUUUCUAGUUUGAAUCGAAUUCCCCAUGUUUAUGGUAGGUGCCCCUGGUAUACUUGUAAAUUCUCCCACCUUUAUUUUCCACUAGCUUGUGUCCACCAAGCCUUACAUCAGGAAAAGAGCUGUCUUGCUGAUGUACAAAAUAUUUCUCAAGGUAACAUUGUAGAGUGCAAUACAGUGCAUAUUUAUUUUCUUUAAAUUUCAAACCUGCUUCUCUUGUUGUUGUUGUUGUUGUUUUCAUUGUCCAUUAUCUCAGAUCAUAUUAUAAAAGUGAUACUGCAUUGUUUCGUUAGACAAAUACCCGGGCCACAGUUGUUCAAAAGUUGGAUAGCACUUUCCAACAAAUAAAACACUAUUUUUUAAAAAUCUAUAUAUGGUAACUUUCAUUGUUUUGGGUUAUUCCAGUUUCCAGAAGCACUUAGGCCUGCUUUCCCAAGGCUGAAGGAAAAGCUUGAAGAUUCAGAGCCU